AUGGCGGGCUCGAGGAGUUUGGUCCUGCGGCCCUGGAUUCGAGAGCUGGUCCUGGGGUCUGAGACAUUCUCUGGUCCGCGGGCGGGUCAACUGCUCGAGGUACUGCAAGAGGCCCAGGCCCCCAGUCCUCCUCUCACCCCUGGCGUGUCUUUUGUCGGGGCUGCGCUGCUUGUGUCCGACGGAACCCAUAGCAUCCGAUGCCGUUUGACAGGAAAUGCCCUGAACACCUCCGACUGGGAGAAGGAAUUUGGUUUCCGCGGGACUGAGGGCCGGCUGCUGCUGCUGCAAGACUGUGGGGUCCGUGUCCAGGUGGCCGAGGACGGCGCGCCCACCGAGUUCUACCUACAGGUGGAUCGCUUCAGUCUGCUACCCAUGGAGCAGCCCCGCGUGCGGGUGGCUGGAUGCAACCAGGACCCGGAUGUAAAGAAAAAGCUCUCUGACUGCCUUGAGGAGUACCUGUCAGAGCCCACCUCUCCUAGCCCAGGCCUGACACUGUCCCAGCUUCUGAGUGAGGUGCCGGAAGACCAGGAGCAUCGGGAGGCGCUAGUGCACCUGGCUGAGAGCUGUCUGCUGAUGGCUGGCCCUCUUACAGCACCUCCCAUCACCCGCUGGGCUGCCUCAAGACGCAAGAACAUGGGAGACACUGUGUACACUGUACCCAGCCUGUGGCUGCAUAUUUCUGAGAAUGACCAGCAGAUCUUGAGCUCUCUGGGCCCAGGUCAGAGAACACAGGGCCGUGAGCUGCCCCCACCAGAUUCAGCUCUUCAGGAUCUGUCUCUGACCCUGACUUCCUCUCCUUCCUCAGGUUAGGAGUGAACUCCCUUCUUCUCAGGCACUCCUCCGGAGCUCCCUGGUCACACGCAGUCAGAGGAAAGCAGUGCCAGUAUCAACCUUCUGCCUGCCCUGUCCUUGGUGACUGCAGACCUGGUGCAGAGGGACAGCUCCCAGUCCCAACCAGUUAUUGACUCAACCCCCGGCCCCUCAUGUUCUCUACACCCCAGCAGUGCAUCCAACUCCACAUUCCUGAGCUGUACAUCUAGUCUUUUGUCCCUUGACCAUGUCCCCCAUGCAUACCAAGCCCAUGUGACCAGGGCUCAGAAACCUAGUCUGGAGUUCAAGGGACUAGGAUUGCCCCCACAGAAUCAGACACCCUCUUCAAGGACCAGCGCUACCAAGGAAGCCUUGGCUCCCAGUUCCACGUGGGAUUCCCCAAAGAGGCAUCGUGAUGGUUCUGCCUUCCAGUAUGAGUACUCGCCACCCUGCACUUCCCUCUGUGCCCAGGUCCAAGCUGCCAGGCUCCCUCCUGAGCUUGUGGCCUGGGCCUUGCACUUUCUGACCGAGCCAUCACCAGAGUCUGAACUAACACAGGUGUGA
Messenger RNA from Chrysochloris asiatica (Cape golden mole), 1374 nucleotides. It is a transcript of the gene ACD, whose product is annotated as adrenocortical dysplasia homolog (mouse). The transcript is spliced from 12 exons. Gene Ontology annotation, biological process: telomere capping; telomere maintenance via telomerase. Gene Ontology annotation, molecular function: telomeric repeat DNA binding. Gene Ontology annotation, cellular component: chromosome, telomeric region; shelterin complex; telomerase holoenzyme complex. The record is from RefSeq and is a predicted model, not a curated record. Lineage: Eukaryota; Metazoa; Chordata; Mammalia; Afrosoricida; Chrysochloridae.